CCAGCAUAAGUGGAGGUGUUUGACUCAAGACAAAAACGCAGCCUGUAUCCUCCCACUGAAGGCAGACCCACCACUCCUCAUACCUUUUAAACAUCUGUACUACUCCCCUUGAGGCUGUGAAGUCCACAGGACCACUGGUAGGUGAGGAAGACUGUUAAGCAAAACAGACCUGGCUGGCCUGAAAGGGUCAAACAGGGAACACGCAGCCCCUCCUGAAAGGGAAGGACUGCCACGUGGAACACGCAGCCCCUCCUGAAAGGGAAGGACUGCCACGUGUAACAUGCGGCCCUUCCUGAAAGGGAAGGACUGCCACGUGGAACACGCAGCCCUUCCUGAAAGGGAAGGACUGCCACGUGUAACAUGCGGCCCCUCCUGAAAGGGAAGGACUGCCAUGUGAAACCAGCAAGCAUAAUUAACAGCUUCUUCGUUCCAUGACCAAGAGCAGAACAUGUUCUGUGGAGAGAACACCUUUUGAUCACUGUACUGAUCAUAAUACAAAGAGCUAACUAACCAAUGAUGUAUUGCUGUCAGCCACAUGAAUGUUAUCCUAUUUAAGUAUUGUAUACUCCUGUAGCUAAAAGAUAUAAAAACCCUGUAACAACAAUAAACUUUGCUUCUUGCGCCACCAGAGCCUAAGCCCGUCUGUCCCAGGUGUCUUGAGCUGGUCUCCGUCAUAUGGUGCCGAAACCCGGGAAUCUCGGACUCCAUAUGACAAAGGCGUCGCUUCCUCCCACGAGCCGCGGUUGGUAAGUUGGAAUAGGGAGGUAAGGACUAGGGAAUUGGACAGAUUGUUAAAUAAAAUGGGACAAGCUACAAGUACAGAACGAGGCAUUUUUUCUGCAAUGCUGAAAUCAUUAUUAGUUGCCCGAGGAGUAAAAGUAACUCGGAGUCAGAUUAGUAGUUUUUUAGAUUUUAUAGAGGAAGUAUGCCCCUGGUUUCCCAGGGAUGGAACUAUUAAUAUUGAAACUUGGAAUAAAGUAGGUGAAAGACUCCAGGGCUAUCAUGCUGUGCAUGGCCCUGAGAAGGUACCUAUUGAUACCUUUACGCUUUGGACUCUAAUAAAAGAAUGUCUCAGAGGAGACACGGGAGAUGAGAAGUGGCAGCGGACCACUCGCUCAACAGAAAAGUUAUAUCCUGCCUUGUCGCGAUCAAAAUCUCUUGAUCAUAUCCCUUCGUCUAUGCCAUCGGCACCCCCACCCUCCCCUCCCCAAUAUGAGCAACCUUUGAUUUGUAAAUUAGCAAACGACUUGCCGCCUUGUAAACCUCCUGGCACUAACAUAACAAAGGAUAUUUUACCCCCUGAUGAUUGGGGAGAAUUAGAAAAAGAGGCUGCUGAAUAUCACCGUAAGGAUUUAGCGGCUGUAUUUCCAGCGUUACAAGUUGCUAAUGCCGCUGUGCAGACACAACAGACAGUCAAUCAGGCUCGAUCAGAUCACCUUGCUGUUUCACCUGCCUUUCGAGCAGGGCGAAUGCCUCCCCCGCCUGGAGUAGAUGCUUUGCUUAUGCAACAAUCCCCUAUGCAAUUAGCAUUAAAAGAAGCUAGGAAAGCUGGGGAGACAAUUUAUGAUUUUUCUGGGCACGUUUUUCCCGUGAUACAGAGCCAACAAGCAAAUGGAAACACAGUAAAUGAUUAUGAGCCUAUUCCUUUUAAACAACUCAAAGAGCUCAAAGCUGCUAGUACACAGUAUGGACCAACAGCCCCUUUUACUAUGGCAAUUUUAGAAACGGUGGCUUCUAAUGUGCUUCCCCCUGCAGACUGGCGUAGUUUAGCUAAAGCUGUUCUUACCGGAGGCGAAUACCUCUUGUGGAUGGCUGAAUAUUCUGAUCAGUGUGGUCAAUAUGCUCAGACUCCACAAUGCUUGCGGUUAGGAAUCACUUAUGAACAAUUAGCGGGGGCUGGCGACUUUGCACAUGUGUCUAAUCAAUUGAAUUUUCGACCAGAAGUAUAUGAUUAUAUCAGGCAAAUCGGUCUUUCCUCUUGGAAGAAAUUGCCAAAAUCUGGAGUUAAAAAGGAGGAGCUAACAAAAAUCCGGCAGGGAUCUGAUGAACCGUAUGAGGAAUUUGUAGCUCGCUUACUUCAAGUUUCAGCUAGACUUAUUGAAGAUUCAGAUGCUGCUCUUAUAUUGGUUAAAGAAUUGGCCUUUGAAAAUGCAAAUUCUAUUUGUCAAGCUACACUGCGACCAUGGAAAGGGAAAGCGACCCUUAAUGACUAUGUUCGCCUUUGUUCAGAGAUCGGGCCAGCGUAUGUGCAGGGUGUUACCUUAGCAGCCGCCCUCAAAGGACAAUCAAUUGAACAGGCGAUGGCUAUCCUGAAAUCAGGCAAUAAGCAAAGAGUGCCCGGUCCUCCAGGUAGUUGCUAUACAUGUGGCAAGAUGGGACAUGUAGCAAAAGAAUGUAAAAACAAAUCGGCCCCCUUUAAACAACCUAACAGUAAAGAUCCAGGCAUUUGUCCUAAAUGUAAGAAAGGAAAGCACUGGGCGAAUGAAUGCCAUUCGCGCCGAGACAAAGACGGCAAUCUAUUAGUUAAUACUCCUGGGUUACAGGGAAACGAGAGAAUGGGCCAGCCCCGGGCCCAGAAAACAAAGCGGGGAAUUUUUCCAGUCAGCGAAACGGAUCGCAACACAAAUCCGUUUCAGACCUUACCCGAGCAACUACCAACGGCGCCGGAUUGGACCUCUGUACCGCCUCCCACUUCGUAUUAACCCCAGAAAUGGGAGUGCAAGCAGUCCCUACCGGGACAUAUGGGCCGUUACCAAACAAUACAUGCGGUCUGAUAUUAGGGCGUAGUGGGCUGACAAUGAAAGGGCUAAAAGUACUGCCAGGUCUCAUAGAUCCUG
Messenger RNA from Lagopus muta (rock ptarmigan), 2837 nucleotides. Its product is annotated as endogenous retrovirus group K member 5 Gag polyprotein-like. Lineage: Eukaryota; Metazoa; Chordata; Aves; Galliformes; Phasianidae. The record is from RefSeq and is a predicted model, not a curated record. Gene Ontology annotation, biological process: viral process. The transcript is spliced from 3 exons. The coding region runs from base 801 to 2702 and encodes 633 amino acids. Gene Ontology annotation, molecular function: zinc ion binding; structural molecule activity; nucleic acid binding.